AUGGCCGCCAACGGCACCCAGGCCUUUGCGCCAGUCCUGGCUGCUCUUCAGACUAUGCAGUCCAACGUCGAUCGUUCACAGAAGGGCCAGGCACACGAGUUUCUCGAACAAUUCCAGAAAUCUAACGAAGCAUGGAACACAACCUUUCUGAUCCUGAACUCGCCUGAAGCCUCUACCGAAUCAAAGCUCUUCGCCGCAACGACUCUCAAGGGCAAGAUCAUCUUCGACUUCCACCAGCUGCCUCGCGAAUCUCUGCCCGAACUGCGCAACACUUUGCUGUCGCUACUCGCCCAAUUUAGCCAGGGCCCCAAGCCUAUUCGCACACAACUAUGUGUCUGCCUCGCCAAUCUCGCUAUCCAAAUGCUCGAAUGGAAGGACGUACUACAGCUCGUCGUUUCCACCCUCGGCAACGACCCCAAUGGCAUUGCUUGCGUCCUCGAGUUCUUGCACGUCCUGCCCGAGGAGGUUACAGAAGGAAGAAAGAUCAACCUUACCGAAGAUGAGCUGAGGGAUAGAACAAUCGAACUGUUGGAAGAGAACGGAAACCAAGUCCUCACGCUGCUCAACCAAUACGCUCAGUCGUCAGACGCUGCCUCAAAGAACCCUCAACUCAUGGAGUGUAUCACAUCAUGGAUCAGAGAAGUCCCGUUGAACGACAUUGUCAACUCACCUCUCCUGAACGUUGUCAUGAAUGCAUUGGAAGCCGACGUAUCCUUCGAGUCCAGUGUCGAAACUCUUUGCGCCAUCUUCAGAGAAACAAGAGACGUUGACGAAUGCAUGGCCAUCAUCAAGACCGUCUACCCUAGAAUCAUGGCCAUCCGACCAAAGAUUGCACAAGCUGCCGAGGCAGAAGACUUUGAAAUGCUCAAGGGUCUUACGCGCAUUUUCGCAGAGGCUGGUGAAGCCUGGGUCGUUCUCAUCGCUCGUCUGCCUGAAGAGUUCCGUGGUCUGGUUGAGGCUGUACUUGAAUGCGCUGCUAGAGAUACCGAGAAGGAAGCCAUCAGUAGCACUUUCAUCUUCUGGUACGAACUUAAGCAGUACAUCACUCUGGAACGCUACAUGCAGGCUCGCAUGCAGUUCGUCGACAUCUACCUCAACUUGGUCGAUAUCAUGAUAGGACACCUCGAAUUCCCCAAGCCUGAAAGCGGCAACGACAACGACCUCUUCGAUGGUGAUCGCGAACAGGAGGACAGAUUCCGUGAGUUCCGUCAUCAGAUGGGCGACGUAUUGAAGGACUGUUGUGAGGUUAUUGGCGUCACUGAAUGUCUUCAAAAGUCAUAUGUCAAGAUUGAAGAAUGGGUCAACACGUAUGGUGCCCAAGCGAGCGCAGGAAAUGUCCCCGAGUGGCAGAAGCUCGAGGCUCCUCUGUUCAGUAUGCGCGCCAUGGGUCGUAUGGUUCCUCCGGACGAGAACAUCAUGCUGCCCAGAUUGAUCCCUCUGAUCGUCCAGAUUCCGGAUCAAGAAAAGGUCCGCUUCCAGGCUGUCAUGGCACUUGGAAGAUACACCGAGUGGACCGCUCAACAUCCUGACACUCUUGAAGCUCAACUCAACUUUAUUAUGGCUGCGUUUGAUCAUCCUUCUAAAGAGGUCGUCACCGCUGCUGCUCUCUCCUUCAGAUUCUUUUGCAACGACUGCGCUGAGCUCCUCAAGGGCUUCGCCAACCAACUCCAGACCUUCUACGAAACCGUCAUCAACAGAUUACCGCCAACAAGUCAGGAGGAGAUCACAGAAGGUAUGGCAUCGGUGCUCUCAAAACAGCCCAUCGAUCAGAUCUAUGCCUCUUUCAAGAUGUGCUGCGACCCUGUCGUCAAGCGUCUGAUGGACAUGGCUCAGUCUGCCACUGGUGAAAAGGAAAAGCUGGCUCUUGCAGACCACCUCAACCUUAUUACUAUCUUUGUUCAAUGGAUUCAACCAGAGAUUAGACCUGGUGAGCCACACCCUGCCGUGCAAUACUGCCAGGAGAUUUUCCCUGUUCUGGCCGCCAUUGCCGACAACUUCUCCAACUUCUCUCCCGUUCUUGAGCGCGUCUGUAGAUGCUGGCGUCACAUUGUGCUCGCAUACCGCACACACACCGCACCCCUGCUUCCCGAUCUAGCCGAGAAGUUGGCAUCUGGCUUCGCUGCAUCAAGGCAAGGUUGCUUCCUCUGGGCUACUGAUUCGAUCGUUCGUGAGUUCACCGACGAAUCAGAAGGUGUCACUCCUGAGACGACACAAGCAAUUUUCAACUUUUAUGUGCAACAAGCCACUACCUUUUUGCGCGCGCUCAACGACCUGCCUCCUGAACAACUACCCGACGUCAUCGAGGACUUUUUCCGUCUCUGUGUAGACGUACAAGCCUAUCAUUCACGCCAAUUCAUUGCAAAUGAGCUGACACCUACUCUUCUGUCCGCCGCUUCCACCUCGCUCACUCUCCUCAAGGACGAGCCAAUUCUGGCGACUCUUCACUUCUUGCGUGACUUCCUCGCUUACGGCGGCGAGAACGCACCUAUCUCAACUUUCAGCGAGGAUCCUAAUCGCCGCCUGAACCCACCAGAGAUCCAAAACGCUGUCAAAACACUCACAUCCCAGCAAGGCGAAGUGUUGGUACAACGCCUCAUGACUGGCAUGAUGUACACUUUCCCGGCCGAUUGCUUCCCAGAUGCUUCUGGAGUAUUGCUCGCAAUGUUCCAAUUGAUGCCAGAGGCAACCGCGACUUGGACGGCAAACACAGUCUCCAUGCUUCCUGCUGGAUCCAUCAGCCCGCAAGAACAAGAGCGACUGUUGCGCAACAUCGAGCAACGCAUUCAAUCAGGAGAUAUACGCAAGAUCCGCACACUUCUGCAAGAUUUCACAAACUCGUACAGGAGAAGGAACGUUGCACCCAGAGAAGGCCUCGGUAGAUUGGAAGCUGCGAGAUUCCGCUUUGCCGGGUAG
Molecule: messenger RNA, 2913 nt
Organism: Aureobasidium melanogenum CBS 110374
Lineage: Eukaryota; Fungi; Ascomycota; Dothideomycetes; Dothideales; Saccotheciaceae
Product: ARM repeat-containing protein
Exons: 2
Coding region: 1-2913 (970 amino acids)
Biological process (GO): protein import into nucleus
Cellular component (GO): nuclear membrane; cytoplasm
Molecular function (GO): small GTPase binding
Source: RefSeq, a predicted model, not a curated record